ACACAAAUGGCGUGGACCCCCCGCAGAGCGCAUUGGCAGUCAUGAGCCGAGCGAUGUUUGCAACGCCGAACAGCCAUUGCCUAUCUGUAAAGUACGAAAGCCGCCAUAUUUGCUGCGCCUUUGGGAUAUUUCAAGGAUGAAGUGAAGAUGGAUUUCACACUUAAAGAAUGACAUUUUCCAUCUCAAAUAAGUUUACCAUGGACGAUUUUUCGUCUGCUAGAUCAAAGAAAUAAAAAUAAAGGUCCAAAACUACAGUUGAGUGCCAUCAAUGAGUUAUGUCUGCAGCCAUAAUGGAUCAUGACUACGGACAGCAGCUAGCAGAGCCUGUUCAUAUUCAGCAGCUGGAGCAUGCUCUCAGAAUCGAACCACUCCUCUCCUAUGUGGAGAACAUUGUGAAGGAACCUGUGGGAUUCAGCAGUGAUGGCUGUGACAGUUCUGAUGGGGAGUUUGAUUUCCUGCAGCCAUGUUUACGUGAUGAGGAUGACAAUAAAAUUCUGAAUGGGAUUACCAUCACAAAAGCAGAGAGAAAAGCAGACAAGACAAGGUUAUACAAUUUGGGCAAAGCAAAGAAAGGAAGAAAAUGGUUAAAGAACAUCCUUCUGAGUGACAGUUCAUCAGAUGAGGAUGAAGAAAAACCGAUUACAGAAGAAGACCUUCAGCACAUGCUGAAAGUCCACAAAUACCAGAGGAAGCAUCAGAUGAGAUUCUACCAGGACCCAGAGCUUCGUCAGUACCAGUACUACAGUACAGGGCUCUUGUCGAACUAUGAUAAAUACCAUGAACACCAGAAAGCUGUACUGGGACCAAAGAAAAAGAUAUCCAAAGAUCACAAAAAGAAAGAAAAGAGAAUUAAAGAGAAAUUAAAAGAAAUGAAAAAGAAGAAGCAGCAUCAGAAUGGGGACGAUGAUGGGGAGAUGGAAGAAGUAGACCCUUCAAUUGUGGAGGCUUACUUAGCUCACAAGAAAAACCAGGCUGCCAGAGGGAGAGGCAAGAAGCUCACCCCGGAGCAGGCUGAUGUCAAAAGAAAGAGGCUGUGGGUCUCUAUUGCCAAAAAGGAAAUACCCAAAGCCCAAAAGCAGAAAGCAUCUGCGAGAAAGGAAAUACUGCAGUCUUUAAAAAAGAUGUCUCAACAAAGUAUGAGGGAAUGCAGAAAGGCAGCUAUCAACUCGCAGAAGAUGAGCAAAGAUUGUACUUCUAGAGCCAAGAGGCUGAGUAGAGAAAUGGUCAGCUACUGGAAACGUUUUGAAAAAGUAGAAAAAGAUAUUCGCAAAAAGGCAGAAAAGGAAGCUCAAGAACAACGAAAGAUGGACCUGGAGUUAAGAGAAGCAAAAAGGCAGCAAAGGAAGCUGAAUUUCCUGAUCACUCAGACAGAGCUGUAUGCACAUUUCAUGGCUAGAAAGCUGACCGGUGAAUCUGAGUCUGCAAAGAAUGAUAUUCUUGGAAAGCUUGAUGAGGACAAGCCACAGAAUCAGCUAGAGGUGGAGGGAAGAGUGUUGGUGGAUGUAGCAGCGGAUGAUUAUGAUAGUGAAAGAGUGAAGAAUCUAGCUCUGAAGAAUGCCCAGGAUGCUUAUGAUAAACAUCAGGAGAAGAGACAAUUGUUUGAUCAGGAGGGUUUAAGUCUUGCCAAUCCCUCCAUAAGCACAGAUGCUGAGAGACCCCAGCCCAGCAUGUUUGAGGGAACACUCAAAGCUUACCAGUUGAAGGGAAUGAACUGGCUGGCCAAUCUGUAUGACCAAGGCAUCAAUGGUAUCUUGGCUGAUGAGAUGGGUCUGGGUAAAACGGUCCAGAGUAUGGCAUUCCUGGCCCACUUAUCAGAGGCCCAGGGGAUUUGGGGACCAUUCCUGGUAAUUGCACCAGCAUCAACUUUACACAACUGGCAGCAGGAAUGUGCAAGAUUUGUUCCUAGAUUUAAGAUAGUGCCUUACUGGGGGAACACCCAAGACCGGCGGAUUCUGAGGAAGUUCUGGGACCAGAAGUGUCUCCACACGGAGGAGGCCUCCUUCCACGUGGUCAUCACCAGCUACCAGCUGGUCAUCCAGGACGUCAAGUACUUCCAGCGAAUCAAGUGGCAGUACAUGAUACUGGACGAAGCACAGGCCAUCAAGAGUAGCAGCAGUGUCCGAUGGAAAAUUCUUCUUGGUUUCAACUGUCGAAACAGACUGCUUCUUACUGGUACACCAAUACAGAACAGCAUGGCUGAGCUGUGGGCUUUGCUCCACUUCAUAAUGCCUACAAUGUUUGACUCUCACGAUGAAUUCAAUGAGUGGUUCUCUAAAGACAUUGAAAGUCAUGCAGAAAAACAGUCAGGGAUUGAUGAGAAUCAGUUGAGUCGUCUUCACAUGAUUCUGAAGCCUUUCAUGUUAAGGAGAGUCAAAAAGGAUGUGGAAAACGAGUUAUCUGAUAAAAUUGAGAUUUUGGUGUACUGUCCACUGACCACCAGACAAAAGAUGCUGUACCAGGCUGUGAAGAACAAGAUCUCCAUAGAAGACAUUCUGCAAGGAACUUCAGGCAAUGCCAGUCAGGCUCAGAGUUCCACCUCCAGCCUCAUGAACCUGGUCAUGCAGUUCAGAAAGGUUUGCAACCACUCUGAACUCUUUGAAAGGCGUGAGAUCAAGUCUCCAUUUUUCAUGAAAACUGAAUCAUAUCAUUUGCCAAAGCUCAUAUAUCAAGAAGGUCUCUAUGAAACCAUGACACAAAGUUUUCAAAGAAUUUUGUAUGGCAUGUUUUACAUUUUCUCUCCAGAGAAUGUCCAUUCUUCAAUUUUUUCAGAUGAAUCCUCAUAUCGAUGUUUCUCCUUCAUCAGAUUUGUCAAUUUAUCUCCUAAGGAGAUCAUGGACUACAUGUUUGGAGGACUUAUAGUCAGGUGGUUAGGAGUUUUCAUUUUGAGAAAGAUAGAGGAGAGAAUACGUCAUUCUCAUACCUGGGAUGAAGUUCCACAAAGCCAGUAUAUUCAGAACAAAGAUUUUUUGUUGCGGCCCCUCAGAACCACGUCUUUCAGUAAUUUGUGCGAGAGUCCAAACCUCCGACAGCUCAUGUUCACCAGUCCUACCUCCACCUUCUACGGAUUCAGUCCGUGUACGUUACACUCCAUGAAGGAGACGAUAGCUCAUCGUAGAAUCCGGAUGAGGAAUCAGAGAGCUCUGAAAAGUCCUCCUUCAUCACCCUCUAAAAAUCACCACAGUGUACAGUCCCUAGAAGAUUUCCCUCUACAUCAUCACAUUCCAAGGCCCAGCCGAGUUCUCCACUGUCAGCCCAUGGACUUGCCCAAAUUUCUAUUCUACACAAUACCCAAGAUACAAGUGAAACCACAUCGGUAUUUCUGCCCUGACCGUGGAGCCGCCUGGCGGGUGAUGAAGGAGAACCUUUGUGGUACCCCUGAGGGUCUGCUAAGUGUCCUGUAUGGUAGCCCCGAAGUAUAUGAACUGGUCCGCUGGUACAACCCCUGGCACUUCUUCACAGCCCCAGCAGGGGGCCUCAUGUGCUCCAAACCAAUCCAUGGCUGGUCUGGUUGUUUUGUACCAGACAAAGAAUCCUUGAUCUCAGAUGCUGGUAAACUCUCAGUGCUAGAUACUCUGUUAGCCAAGUUGAAAGCGGAGGGACACAGAGUGCUUAUUUACUCUCAGAUGACCCGCAUGAUAGAUUUACUUGAGGAGUACAUGUGGCACAGGAAACACACCUACAUGAGGCUGGACGGCUCGUCCAAGAUCUCAGACAGGCGAGACAUGGUGGCUGAUUUCCAGACUCGCUCGGACAUCUUUGUGUUCCUGCUGAGUACGAGAGCUGGAGGGCUCGGAAUCAAUCUGACUGCUGCUGACACUGUGAUCUUCUAUGACAGCGAUUGGAACCCCACUGUGGACCAGCAGGCCAUGGACCGGGCUCACAGACUGGGACAGACCAAACAAGUCACCGUCUACAGGCUGGUCUGUAAGGGAACUAUAGAGGAGCGGAUCCUAGAGCGAGCCAGGGAAAAGAGUGAGAUACAGAGAAUGGUGAUCAGUGGUGGAAACUAUAAAACAGACAUGCUUAAACCUAAGGAAGUUGUCUCCCUUCUACUGGAUGAUGAAGAAAUUGAGAAAAAAUUGAAGCUAGGAAAGCAAGAUGGAGAAGGAGGAAAAGACAAAGACAGAAAGAGGAAACGAGAAUACAAGAAAAGAGAGAACAAGAAGUCUAAGGGAGAUGAUGUCAAUGUGACGUACCAGGCUGACAGCGAAUCAGUGUACAGUUUGGACUCGACCUCUGUCCCAGCAAGUCCCCUCAGUGUGAUGUCGGUGGGGAGUGAGGCCACCAAUCAGCAGGCAGUGGAUGACAGCAGUAACGACGCCCUGGUUAUUGUGGACGACUCUCACUAUCCCCCAGUUACCCCAACAAGUAAAAGAGGAAAGAGAGGUCGACCCAAAGGAUCGACAGGUGUGCCGCGGAGAUCGCGGGGGCGGGGUGGUGUCAGAAAAUCCCUGAGUGCUGCAGAACUGGCUGGGGCCCAGGCAGGGAUGACAGCAGCCUAUGCUGCGUACGGCUACAACAUUGCAGGAGCCUCACCAGCUUCCAAGCUGCCUGCUCCCACUGACUCCUCCAAAUCCGAAUCUCCAAGUCACCAGAAGUCUUGAGGAGAAACAGGAUGUGUACUUUGUAUUAAAUCCAAUAGCUUGGACAUCCGUGCAUAGAAUCCAACAACUUGGACAAGACUGUACUGUGCUAAUACCAGGGAAAUAGCGGGCUGUAUUUCCUGCGUCUACUUGUGCGAGAUGUUACAGACUUGAAGAAAUUUGUUACUUUUUUUAAUGAGACAAUCAUGAGAUAAUUGGAAUAUUAAACAGAUUUCUGAUAUUGAA
Messenger RNA from Magallana angulata, 4829 nucleotides. Its product is annotated as chromatin-remodeling ATPase INO80-like. Lineage: Eukaryota; Metazoa; Mollusca; Bivalvia; Ostreida; Ostreidae. The transcript is spliced from 36 exons. Gene Ontology annotation, biological process: DNA repair. The record is from RefSeq and is a predicted model, not a curated record. Gene Ontology annotation, cellular component: Ino80 complex. Gene Ontology annotation, molecular function: DNA binding; ATP binding; ATP-dependent chromatin remodeler activity. The coding region runs from base 276 to 4604 and encodes 1442 amino acids.